AUGUCCCAUGCACCUGGCAGCCGUCGAACCUGGCAGCCCAAUCUGGUGGAGGAUCUCGGGGCGGUUCAACGUUUGAAGGCCACCUGUGUGGUGACUCUGCUGGCCUCUGAAGAGCUCGAGACACUUGGGCUCCAAGAGCUUGGAGUAGCAGUGGAGGCUGCAGGUAUGGACUGGCACUAUUGCGAGCUUCGCGACAAGUGGAUUCCUUGGAACUCUGAGGUUUAUUUGAAGGAGAUGGUGCUGCCUUUGGUUCAACGUUUGCAAAACAAAGAAACCAUUCUGGUACAUUGCAGCGGAGGCAAGGGACGGACUGGCACUCUUGUGGGAGCCUUGCUCAUGACUUCUGCCGGUGGCCACCUCUCCUUGCCUGCUGCGAUUUCGGCCAUGCGAGCAGCUCGACCCGGCAUGCUGAAGAAUCCCUUGCAGCAGCUCUUCCUUCUGCAUUUGCAAAGCUCUUUGGCCACAAUGUGA
Molecule: messenger RNA, 471 nt
Organism: Durusdinium trenchii
Lineage: Eukaryota; Dinophyceae; Suessiales; Symbiodiniaceae
Source: the annotation of a GenBank genome assembly